UCGCUUGUUUAAGAGGACCUACACAUAUCAAGGGCCUCCUUUCACUGAGGCCCUCGGACAAUAUUUCUUAUUUCCCAUCUGGCAGGACAAUCCCGCCCCCUGUCACCUCAUAGCUCUAUAUAAGACCGAAAAAGGGCCAGAUGAUAAGAACUCGCUCUCAAGACAAGCCUUGCCAUGCGGUGUAAAGUCCUCGUCCAUGUCGUCCUCCUGACUCUCAUAAAGAAUGUGUCUCCAAGUGAAAUACAGGCCAGCCCAAAUACAAACGCAAUCCUCCCCUGCAACGUGACGUUCCCCCUCUCUGCAACAGGGGACAAAAUAGAGAAGUCUCUCAUCCAAGUCAGCUGGAUAAGUAAUGGCUCUGACAUCGCCUCAUUCAGAGAGGGUGUGCCACAGAUAAAGCCAGGCUUCAGUUGGGACACCACUGAUUUCGUCAACGGGGACUUUUCACUGACCGUCCUCAGAGCCGCUCUCGACCUGCAGGGGGUGUAUGAAUGCACAGUCAGCUACAACUCCACAGCCGUGCACUCCAGCAACGUUACAUUUAGUAUCCUCGCCUCCCCCACUCUCUCUGUCCCUCAGCAGUGGAUGGUGUUAGAAACAGAGAGUCAUCUCAAAUGCCAUGCAGAUGCUUUCUAUCCUCCUCCUGUCUUCUUCUCCUGGACCAGAGAUGGGCAAGUGAUUCAACCUCCCUACAUCGUUGAAGGUGAACAGACUCCAGAUGGGUACUACAUGGCUGUGGGCAACCUGACCUUCUACCCUUCACGCGAGGACCAGAAUGCAACCUUUGGCUGCAAAGUGUCACACAAUGGCAGUGACCGCAAGCUUGAUUUCAUGCUUAAUAUCACCUAUCUCCCUUCUGUGAGACUUUCUGUCGUUCCCUCGCACUCCAACAACAUUCCUCUCACUCUUUACUGUGACAUGGAGAAUUUCUACCCAGAGGAAGUGUCUGUGUCCUGGCUUCAAAAUGGCACAGUCCUCCCUGAGCCCCUCGCCACCGAGCAGAACCCAGAUGGGACCUAUAGAAGUAGACGCUACUAUACUUUGAGUCCCGAGCAGAGGGAGCAAGGUGGGAAGGUGGAGUGUGCAGUUAACCAACCGGGGGUAAUGCAUCCAGUCAGCGGCUCAGCGUACCUAGAGAAACUGGACCCUCGAGAUGAAGCUCCAGUGUUGACUAAAUCAGCCAAAGCAUCCGUGGCCAUGAUGUGUAUUUCUAUUGUACUGGUCUUCCUGCUCUGCUUUGGCUUUUCUUGGAGGAGAAGAGAUGAGAAACAGAAGUCCCUGAAUGUGUCGGGGAUCAUCCUCCCGCCACGCGUGAUCGUAGGUCAAAAGGGCAGGGUGACAGUGAGCAUUGAGGGCAGGAGGGUGGACCGAGUCCAGACUGCAUGGUUCCUCAAUGACACUCCUAUCUCUGACACUUCACUCACAGUGUCGGAGAAAGGCCCUCUGCUGUCCUCCAGAGGCCAGAUGGGUUACUACAAGCUGCACACUCAGGGGCCGUUGCAUUCAUCUGGAAGUGGCAUUCAACAGCUGACCUCCUCCCUCACCUUCAUCCCCCAGAUUUCAACCCACAAGGGGGCGGUGUUUAAGUGUCAGGUGUCCUACGUGGGCAAAGAUAAGAUCGUGGUGGAGAGAGUCUCAGAGAAGUUCACCAUCCUGUCUGCUCCAGAGGUAUCAGAAAUCCAGCUUGCAGAGACACCAAGUGACUCAGAUGUCAUCAGCAUGACCGUCCGGGCGUCACAUUUCCAUCCGGACGUCAUUACCUUCCGCUGGUUCUGCCAGGGGAGCGAGCUGAGCCCUGUGGCCUCCCAGGCCUCGUCCUCGCCUCGACCCAACUCUGAAGGCUUCUUCUCAGCCUUCAGCCAGUGUAAGCUGCCCCGCAGUGAACUGGAGAAGGGUGGCACUAAAGUGUGGGUCAGUGUUCACCACAUCGCCCUGAAGCAGCCCGUCACCCGCGAGACCAGAGGAUUCAUCAAGAGGCCGUGUGUGUCCGAAAUCGUCGGCUCCACUUCCUCCCCAGACCAGACUUUGACCCUUGGAUGUGAGAUCACAGAUUUCUACCCUCCGAAUGUGUCAGUCACCUGGCUGAGGCUGAGGGAGGGAGAGCAGGAUGACAGAGAGGAGGAGGUGUUAGAGGGAGGAGAGAUGUGGGGCCCCAUACAGACUCAGCCCGGACUCUACAGGGCCACGGCCAUUCUGAGGAGAAAGGCAGUGAAUCAGGAGAAAAAGGAGAGAGGAGGGAUUAUCUGUAGAGUGGAGCACUGUUCCCUACAUGAGCCUAUGGAGAAACACUGGAGAUAUGUUGACAUCGCUGCUCCGUCCAUUCCUCCAUCGCUCUCUGUCUGUUGGAGCAGUGAAGGCGUUGGUGUGUUCUCCGUCCUGUUGAAGGGAGGUCACCCUAAGGUCAAAUUACUCUGGGCAGCAGGAGGACACACUCUCUCACCACUGGUGUCCAACGAGACAGAGGAGAUAGGAGACGAUGGGCAGAGGGAGCUGAAAAGUGUGUGUGCCUUGGAGAGAUCCACAAACCUGCCACAUCAGACUAAUAAGCAGCUGGAGAGACGGAAGAAUGGACACGCCAUAAAAACAAAAGAAGCCGUCACAGACCCCCACACUGAAGGCAUCGAAUACAUUGACGAACACGUGGACGGGGAGAAUAACAACAUUGACAGGGACGAGGAGACAAAGUCAGACUUGGAUGAAGACAGUGACAAAGAAAGAGACGAAGACCCGGGAGCGCUGCACAUCAACAGAGUGAACUUGAGGAAGGGCCCCAGAGAGAACGAGAGAGCACGUUUGAGAGUGUGCGUGGAGAUCACACACCCCGCGCUCAAGCUUCCUGUUUAUCGGACCUGGACAGUGUUUGUCACAUCCAGAGGAAUAAUGUCAGAUGGUCAGAGGGACAACACGGAGGAAGGUUUGAGGAUGGACGAAGACAGUCCCAUGAUCGGCAGGGUGGAGAGGACUUUUUGGACAGUUUGGUCCUACAUAACCGGAGCUGUGAACAGAUUCUUCAGGCCAGAGCCCACUAACAUCACCGGCAAUGAUCCAAACUCCAUCCAGGAUUCAGCAGUUGACAGUGAGCCCGCUAACUGUGGCCACGCAGAGGGGGACACCAGUGGAGGAGGGGUGGAUGAGGAACAGCCUGUUGCGACAGCCGCUCUGCUUAGCUCAUCUCGGCCACUUGUGGCCUGGGAGAUUUGCACCACAGAGAUCAACUUAGGGCCUGAUGAAGAAAGCGUGCUGUGCGAAACCCAGCUGGGCAGAGGCAGCGAGAGCGAAGCAUCUCAGGAAGGUGAGGGCACCAGAGAGGAACAGUCGGGCCGAGCAGGAAAUGAUGAUGCAGGGGUGCUCUUUGCUCAAAACGACAAACGAGAAGAAAACGGAGAUGAGAAAUUGCACACUCGCAGACAAGAUGUGAUGCCAGAGAACGGUGAGACAGAAGAGCAUGCCAACAUCAGGUCACUAAAAACUACAGGUGAUGCAGUGAGCGAAGACAUGGAGGAAAGUAGAGGAGGUGCUGAGGACACUGAGAGGGCGGUGACACUGGAUGAAACCAUCCAAGUAAAGGAAGCAGAGGAUAAAAUGCAGCAUGAGGAUGAACAAGAUUUGCAGGCGGAAGACAGUGAGGUAAAACUGUGUCUGACUGCAGAUUUGACCGCAGUAGAAGAGGAUAACAUGCACGUGGAAGAGUCGAAGAUGCAGCGGAACGAGGCAGAUACAGCGGUGAUGCAUGAGGAAGUAGGAAACACUGAUGGUGUGCCACAGCUGGCUUCUGAGAGUGAGUCCGAUGAGGGAGCGAGACAAGUUGAGCAUCAGCUCUCAGCCUGUGAAGAGUCCUCAGAAGACCACAGAGAUUUCAAGGAGGACCCAGGCUUUAGUCCACUGCUUGUUGAAUUACAAAUGACCUACGACAAAAGCAGCAUUGUGUCUGAGGAUGAGCUAACUGCUGUCGAGCAACAGCAUGUGAUGGCUCGAAGAAGUGAAAGUGAUGAAGUUGAGGAUACGAAAGAGGAGACGGAUGGUAGCGCCUUGGAUGUGAGUGAGGCUGCAAACAACCAGACAAUGGAUGAAGCUCCAGAGCAGGAAGACGACAUUAAAACACUUGCUGGAGUCAUCGUAUCUGAACAUGUUACAUAUAGGGAAGAAGCCAUGCAGCGUUCACCAGAACAAGAAGACGACAUCAAAACAGUUACAGAAGACAUUUUAACUGAACAUGUUACAUGUAGCGAAGAAGUCAUGCAGAAUGCUCCACAAAUGGAGGAAGAAAUCAAAACAGUUACAGAGGAUAUCAUCACUGAACAUGUUAUGAGCAGCGGUGGAUUUAUGCAGAAUGCUCUAGAGCGGGACGACGACAUUGAAACAGUUACAGAUGAUACUUUAACUGAACAUGUUACACGCAGCGAAGAAUUUGUGCAAUAUUUACUGGAGCAGGAAGACGACAGUUUAACUGAACAUGUUACAGGCAGCGGAGAAUUCGUGCAGAAUGCUCCGGAGCUAGAAGAAGAAAUCAAAACAGUUACAGAAGAUAUCAUCACUGAACUUCUUAUAAGCAGCUGCGAAUUUGUGCAGAAUACUCUAGAGCAGGAAGACAACAUCGAAACAGUUACAGAGGACAUUUUAACUGAACAUGUUACAUGCAGCGAAGAAGUCACCCAAAACGCUCCUGAGCAGGAAGACGACAUUUUAACUGAACAUGUUACAUGUAAUGAAGAAGUCACCCAAAAUGCUCCUGAGCAGGAAGAUCACAUUUUAUCUGAACAUGUUACAUGCAGCGAAGAAGUCAUGCAGAAUUUCCCGGAGCAGGACGAUGACAUCAAAACAGAUACUGAAGACGACAUUUUAACUGAACAUGUUACACGCAGUGUAGAAGCCAUGCAGAAUGCUCCAACGCAGGAAGACGAAACCAAAACACUGACAGAAGAUAUUUUAACUGAACAUGUUACAUGUAGUGAAGAAGUCAUGCAGAAUUUCCCGGAGCAGGAUGACGACAUCAAAACAGAUACUGAAGACGACAUUUUAACUGAACAUGUUACAUGUAGCGACGAAUUUGUGCAGAAUGCUCCCGAGCAAGAAGAUGCCAUUGAAACACUUACAGAAGAUACUUUAACUGAACAUGUUACAUAUGGCGAAGAAGUCAUGCAGCAUUCACUGGAGCAGGAAGACGACAUAAAAGCAGUUACAGAAGAUAUUAUCAUUGAACAUGUUACAUGCAGCGAAGAGUUCGUGCAGCAUGCUCCAGAGCAGGAAGACGACAUUAUAACUGAACAUGUUACACACAGCGACGAAAUCAUGCAGAACACUCCCGAGCAGGAAGAUGACAUUUUAACUGAACAUGUUAUAUGUAGUGAAGAAGUCACGCAUCAUUCACCAGAGCAGGAAGACGACAUCGAAACACUUACAGCAGAUGUUUUAACUGAACGUGUUACAUGCAGCGAUGACAUCAUGCAGAAUGCUCCAGAGCAGGAAGACGACAUCAAAGCAGUUACAGAAGAUGACAUUUUAACUGAGCAUGUUACACACAGUGAAGAAUUCAUACAGAAUGCUGAGUCAGAGCUGCACACAGCUGACUUUGCAGAUGUAGAACAAGAGGAUGUGGCUGAAGACACUGAAGUGCAAACCAAAUCAAGAGAGGCAGAUGAUGUCGAGACAGAAAGCCAUGGCUCUCUGAUCGAUACAAACUCUGAUAUCACAACACACACUUCAGCAGAUGAGAGUUAUUUUGCUCAGGUAGAAGAGGAGAGUCUCUCCAGUGAAGCAGUCAACAAAGAAAGUGAUGUGGAAAUAGCAUGUACAGCCACCUCAGUUAUGGAUAAACCUGACGGCGAGACUGGACAGGAAAUGAGCGGAGAGUUUAAAAAUAUUCCCCAGAGUAUGUGUGAAGGCUGUGUUGUUGUGUCGGAGGAGCUAAACUCUCCGACAUGUGAGGAAACACGAGAGGGAGUUCCUGAAUACAACAAUGAGCCAGAUGAAAAUACAACACAGAGGUUCCUGGAGGACGAAGGUUACGAGGAAAUCCAGGGCAGCCCAUUACCAGAAGAGGUGGAGAGCAAAGAGCCGGAGAGCCUUCAAAACAGCGGCUGGAGCGCCGGAGCUGACUGUUUACUGGUGAGGGAGCAUAUGGGAGAGGAACAAGGUGUUAAGAAUAGCUUUGGUUUGGUUGUGGAGGAUCACGCUGAAAUACUGCGGCUCGCUGAUGCUGGAAUGCCACAAGAAACAGAGACACCACUUGUUGAAACAUUAAUUCAAGGAUCCGGACAUUUAGUUGAGGUAGAGGACAGAGAAUUACUAGUUGAUUCAAUGAAGACGGGGAUUGAGGAGGAAACAGAAAAGGAAUCUGAGUCAGACGUCGAAUCAACAAACAAGGACGAUAGGGCAACAGAAGAGCCGCAAGAUGGGACUGAAGAGCUUUUGGUCGAUCUAGAAAAAGACGAAGGAUUAUGUGAUUCCAAAGUAGCUGUUGCUGCUGGAGUCGGCUGGGAGACGACAGGAGCUUUAGCAGCACAGGAAGUGCUCGAAGAUGACACUUUCCCUGAGGCUGAAGUACAGAAGAUGACAGAGACAAGCUACUUUCAGGGAUUGGUCGAUGUCAUGAACUCGGAGCAACACCUGAUGUCUAGUUUACUGGAUGACAUUACUCAAUCUGAAUUCCUGAAACACUCAGAUGAGACUGAGUCUGUAUUACUUGAAGAUGUAGAAAUACAAGAUGCAGGUUAUGCAGUUGAGAUGGAGGCAGCAGCGGAUGAAAUGCAAGGCAGAAAUGAGAUGGAGAUUUUUCAUCUGCAGGCAACUGAAAUGGCUGAAUCUGAAUUGUCUGGACCAGUUGAGUCACUGGAGACAAAAAAUCAACUAUCCGACGAAGUACUUGAGAUAAGCAAUGAGGAGAUGCUACCUGAAGCCCCUGGUGAAUCAAUGACGGCCCAGUCUGAACCACAAGAUUUGAUUUUGAUAUCAACAGAGGAUACAACAAAGCAUGUGACAGAAUCAGGGGGGAGUCACGCUGAGGAAACAGUUAGCUCAAUCAGUGGACGUGCGGAUGUGAUUGAUGAAGAGAUCCUCGACUUGUGGAUACAGACGGCUUCAUCGGAGGACAAUGAUGGCAUACAGCAACAAGAAGGGCCAGAGCCUGGACAACAAACGGAGCCAUCAAAUGAGGAACAAGGUGAAAUAUCAUCAGCACAGACAGAGAAGGAUGAAGAGCAGCUUGUGGAUUUAGUGAGUGACACAGAGAUGUCUUCAUCAACAGUAGAGUCUGGAUUUUUGGACCAGUCUCUUGGUGAAUGGGGCACACAAAGCAAUGAAACCCAGCAACCAAAGUCAACUAGCACCGAGUCAUUCCAAGGAAUUCAUGAGAUGUUGGCAGACAUCUCUGAAUCCUCUACACAACACUCCGAUUUUCUGAUGGAGGAAACCGCUGAGACAGAUCUGAAACAGGAUGAGUCAAUCACUGCGACAAGAUUUCACCCAGAUUCCAAAGUCACGUCACCAGAGAAAGAAGAUCUGAAUGAGGAAUCUGAUAAAUCACAAGAAGAAACCGAGGAAGAAAGAGUUGAAGCACUGGAGACUGAAACUGGAUCGCAGAAAGAGAUCGAUGCUGAGGAGGCAGAAUUAGCAGAGAAAACUGACUGGAAAGACACAGAAGAAGCAGAUGUUCAGUCAGACAAAGCAGAAACUGAAGAUGAGCCUUUAGAAAUGUCUGACUCUCCAGAUGAAAUCAAACACGCUGAAUCGGAACGAUCUGGAAGCAGCUCAGAGGCUUCGUUAGAGGAGGGAGUAGUGUUGACAGAAUCUGGUUCACAGGACGACACCUGCACUGAAUCCGAGAGGUUAUGGAUGUUGCCCUCACUGGACGAACCACAGCCCAGACAAUCAGAGGAUAUUGCUGAAUCAGAAGCUGGGGCUGAGGUGGCAGAACAGCUGACGACAAAGUCUGAAGAUGAAAUGGAGGUGGACACUUUUGUGCUGGACUUUACUGUGCAAAGAUCAAGAAUCGCUGUUAAAAACCCUCGUGUAAGGCCACCCAAGGAUCCCCGCUCCCUUCUGCAUAUGCCCUCAUUGGAUCCCACACCCUCUGUACCUCGGCCAUCCAAAGUCCCUAUAGGUGUACCUCUGGGAGGCAUGGGCAUUGGAAUAAAACUUCCUGGACUUGGUGCUGGUUUUCCUGUUCUAAAGAAGACUCAGCGGGUGGUUAGAGAUGAAAAUAAACCAGAAACCCCCUCAGAGGAGACAAAGCCAGAGGAGAAGAGUGACACUCCCAAACAAGAUGAAGCACCACACAGACCUAAAUGGAUGCCUCCAAAACAUCCAGGAUUUGGAAAUCCACUUAUGUCUGAGCUGAAGAGCAAACUGAAGAAGACCACAAAAGAGUGAGGAGAAGAAGAAGAUAAAUUGUAGCAAAUACUUUGUGUGGAUAUUUCAAUAUAAUAUACAAAUGGCUUUAUUUUUUGGUGUAUUUAUGAAACUGAAUACAGUGAUGACAUUUUCAUUGUGACAGUUAUUUUCUGUAUGUUUUGUAAUAAAGCUUAACUGAAAAAAA
Epinephelus lanceolatus (giant grouper) is the source of this 8533-nucleotide messenger RNA. The record is from RefSeq and is a predicted model, not a curated record. NCBI's taxonomy places the organism in Eukaryota, Metazoa, Chordata, Actinopteri, Perciformes, Serranidae.